Messenger RNA from Mytilus trossulus (common blue mussel), 2003 nucleotides. RefSeq lists its product as uncharacterized. The record is from RefSeq and is a predicted model, not a curated record. Lineage: Eukaryota; Metazoa; Mollusca; Bivalvia; Mytilida; Mytilidae. The transcript is spliced from 9 exons. Bases 138 to 2003 code for a protein of 621 amino acids.
UCUUCGCCUAGAGAUAAACUAAAUGCACAGGAAGUUGACAAGAUUGUCAUUGUCAACAAGCAGACAAGCAGACGGUUUUGUUUUUCACACUCUGAAGCAAUGAUAAUGUGGAACAGGAGGAGGAAUCGUUAUUAAACAUGACAGAAAACAAUGCCUGCGAGUCACAAUUUGUUUGCAGUUUUGUUAAUUCAACAGUACAGCAGUGUGGCUUAAUUGAAUAUAAAAAGACCUGGCCAAGUCGAAUUCUUCCCCUAACAUGUUGUAAAGAUUCAGUGGACUCGCAUCUUUACAAAUAUUCAAUAAGUCGUAGGAGUAUUGACAGUGAAAGUUCAUUAUUGAAGAUAAGAGCUGGUCUUUUUGAGGAAGAUGAUGAUACGCUAACUAUAUGCCCGAAACACAGGUUUGCUCUUGGUGUUGGUUGGAGACCAAGUACACUAUGUUCUAUAGGAUGGAAAUGUACAAACAGUAAGAGCAACUUGAAAGGCACUAUCACAAAGGAGCAGUCUAUUUUUCUCAAGAAAUAUCAUCAUGUCCUACUUGGAAUUGGAUCAGGGGUGUGUUCAAGAUGCAGAAAAGAACUUGUUCAAAGAAUGGCAGACAAGGAAAACAGAGUUGAACCAAAUCCUUCAAGUAGCAUGAAUAGUAAUUGCAAUGUUGAAGCUUCUGAGUCUACAAAUGCUGAAUUUAUAAUGGAAGAAACAAAAGAAGAGAUUUCACAAAUUGAUGGUUAUGGUGAAGUCACACAAUGCAAACAGACAGUACAGGGUGCAACGAAAGCUGCAUUUUUACAGAUUGAUGAGGAAAAUUUGCAAACAGACUGCCUUAGCAUGGACAGCAUGGACGACUGCAUAUCAGAAUCUGUGUAUUCACAGUCAUCUCAAUAUUCAGAGUGGCAAGAUUCACAGGAAAGUCCAUCAAGAAAAAGGAAAAUGUCACUGAAUUCUUUUCUGGAAACAGUAGAUAUAAGUCCUGUGAAAAAAACGUUAACUGUUGACUUUGAUCUUGCAUCUGAGAGGACAAAAAAUGAUUAUGUCAGGAAAGCAAAAAGAAUAAUGCACAGUGUACUUGGUAUAUUGGUUCCACAACAGGAAUCACUAUUUGAGGAGGUUCUAUAUGAAUCUAAUGCAUACAAAGAUCAGACUCUUGAGUCAUUUUCAAAAGCAUAUAGCAGUAUGUCAAGUUGGGGAACACAGAGACAAAUUCUCUCUCUUCUAGUACAAGAUUACAGUUACAAUCAACUCAAAGACUAUAUUCCAGAUUUAUCAAGAUACAAAUUUUCAUCUGCUCGUAAACAUGCUGAGGUUGUUGGUGUUGGCAAGCCAGUUUUACAGAAAAAACAAUUUAGAGAAAAGGCUACUAUUCAACAGAUAGAAAACUUUUUAGAGUUCAUACUUUCACCAGCUAUAAUGACUGAUUCACCAUUUGGAGAAUGCACUUAUAAAAUCUCAUCUGGUAUUACACUCAAAGUUCCUAAGAUUAUUCUAAAUAGUGUACGUACAAGAACAGUAACACUGUAUUUAAAGUAUUGUGAAGAAACCCAGAACACUGAUAUUCUAUCUGAAAGGACUUACAUGAGACUGCUUGAAGCCAUUGAGCCUAAUGUGAGAAAGUCCAUGAAAGGUUUAGACAAUUUUGCUGCUGAUGGUAGCCAGGCUUUCGAUAACCUGAAAAGUGUGGUAAUGACAUUAGGAAAAGGAGGUAAAGGACAAGAAUGGGCAGAAAAGAUCAGCAAGCAGCUCAUGGAAGGGAAGCAGUAUUUAAAACUGCACUACAAGUUACAUGUUAGUUUGGACUCAGAAGUUCCUGAUCAUUGUGGCAGAUUUGGCCUAUCAUCUGAAGAAAACAGUUUCUGUAGUAAAUGUACACAUACCCAUCAUCUUUCUUGUAAUGACUGUGAAGCUCUGACCACAACUUUGAAAUUGAUAGAGGAUGCUGCAGAUAGCAUAACAUAUACAAACCAAGAACAACAAGAUGAUACAAAAUACAUUAUUGUACAGAUUUGA